Panthera uncia (snow leopard) is the source of this 961-nucleotide messenger RNA. RefSeq names its product monoacylglycerol lipase-like. Gene Ontology annotation, molecular function: lipase activity. The coding region runs from base 1 to 801 and encodes 266 amino acids. The record is from RefSeq and is a predicted model, not a curated record. The transcript is spliced from 4 exons. Lineage: Eukaryota; Metazoa; Chordata; Mammalia; Carnivora; Felidae. Gene Ontology annotation, cellular component: membrane.
AUGGCCUCUUUUAAUGAGAUCCGCCCUUUGAAGGCCCUGCCUCCAAAUACAGUCACAUUAGCGGCUGGUAACUCCUGUGGGGAAGUCACUGAGCUUGGGCUUUGUCAGCCUCCCGGUAACUGUGGUUCUCUCGUCUCCCUUUCCCUUCCAGUUGGCCAUGGACAGAGCGAAGGGGAGAGGAUGGUAGUGUCUGACUUCCACGUUUUCAUCAGGGAUGUGCUACAGCACGUGGAUAUCAUGCAGAAAGACUACCCGGGGCUCCCUGUGUUCCUGCUGGGCCACUCCAUGGGAGGUGCCAUCACCAUCCUUACGGCCGCAGAGAGACCGGGCCUCUUCUCCGGCAUGGUCCUCAUUUCGCCUUUGGUUCUUGCCAGUCCUGAGUCUGCAACAACUUUCAAGGGUUAUCCGAAGAGCGUGGUUGAAAUGGCAACGAGAGUGAUAUUCUCUUCGAUUUCCACUUCCUUUUGGGUGAGCCGCACCCCUCCCCGGCACCUCUGUCGGCUUCCUUUGCCUACCCUUGGAAGCAGGUGUGGGGCUCUCCCGGCUGACGGUGGAGGCUUAGGGAGCUCAUGGUGGGAAGCAGCAGCAGCCUGGACAAAAUUGAUCCUCAGGGAGUGGGGUCUCUCAGGCUCUUUCCACCCCGACUGUCCUUACUCCGUGACCCUCCCUUACCUCAUACGCCCUGCUCAGCCCUCCUGGCUUCCUGCAUCACCACAGUCAACCCACUGCCCCUGCUUAUUAGUUCUUUCUGCCCCACCUCACACUUUCCUCCCCCCAUUAGCCAUUAGGCUAAUGAAAUAAACAACCCCUAAAAGAACAGCAGGGAAAGGGCAUACCUUUUGCAACUGCUCAAAGCAUCCUGCCCCUGCAUCCUUCUCGGAUGCCGGAGGGCAGGGGUGGGGGGAGGAAGAGGCUAAAGCACCUGAUUCUUUUGGUUUUUGUGUUUUUUUUAAGCCAUAGU